AUGUUGAAAGGCCAGUUACUAAGGGCAGUUUCCUUUUUGGGAAAGCAUUCGUAUCCUUCAUCAUACUCCACUGCAAGCGGCACUAAACCAGUGGACAGUUUUAAAACUGCAAUGGAAGCCGGUGAAAAGUUGGUUCAACCAAAUCAACAAGGAAGUUUCCAAGAUCCAUUUUCUAUAGUGAGUUAUGAGAUGACCAAUUUGGCCAAAUCGAUUGCAAACUUAAUAGGGUCAGGCCAUCCUACAUUGAACCGAGUAUCAUCUUAUUAUUUUGAAGCCGAGGGUAAAAAUGUUAGGCCGCUUUUGGUGUUACUUUUGUCCAAAAGUUUACUGAAGAUCCCAGUGGAACAAAGAGAUAGAAUAACCAUAGAUACUUAUGAUGUUACCGAACAACCAUCGUAUUCGGGAACUCCUACAGCCACUUCAUUGGCAGGGAAAUCUGUUGAUGAUUCCAUUAGUCCGUUAAGAAUCUUACAUGGGAUAAACCCAAAAGUGAUUUUAGAUCCACUUUCUAAACCAAUGGAUGCAUUGCCUCAAUUUGAUUCCGUUAAUGGGAUCUUACCCAAACAACGUCGUCUUGCUGAAAUCGUUGAAAUGAUUCAUACUGCCUCUUUAUUACAUGAUGAUGUUAUUGAUUUAUCCGAUUCCAGAAGAGGCAGGCCAAGUGGGAACUAUGCAUUCACCAACAAGAUGGCUGUUCUUGCUGGUGAUUUUUUGUUGGGUAGAGCUUCAGUUGCAAUUGCCAGAUUAAGAAACCCUGAAGUGAUUGAAUUACUUUCAACCACCAUCGCCAAUUUGGUAGAAGGUGAAUUCAUGCAAUUGAAAAAUACAGUUGUCAGUAACGAACCACUGGAUUCAAUAAAUAAUGACGGGGAAUUGAAAGUGGUUCCUCAACCUUCUGGUAAAGUUCCCACUGAAAUGCAUGAAUAUAGAGUGACACCUCCACCAGGUAUAGACCAUAAAACCAAUGUUGAAGCUGCUUUCGAAUAUUAUUUACACAAAACUUAUUUAAAGACUGCUGCUUUGAUGUCCAAAUCCUCUAGAGCAGCUGCUGUUCUUAGUGGAUCACAUGAUGAUGUUAUUGAGAAUUGUUAUCAAUUCGGUAGAAACUUGGGGUUAUGCUUCCAAAUUGUGGAUGAUAUGUUGGAUUACACUUCAAGUGAUGCUGCUUUUGGGAAACCCAGUCAAGCAGAUUUGAAAUUAGGCUUAGCUACAGCUCCAGUAUUAUUUGCUUGGAUGGAAAGACCAGAAUUAGGUGCAAUGAUCGGAAGAAAGUUCAGCGAACCAAACGAUAUCGAAUUGGCAAGAAAAGCAGUUAUUGAAUGUGAUGGUGUUGGUAAAACAAGACUAAUGGCUCAAGAGUAUUGUCAAAAGGCUUUGGAGAAUUUAAGAGUAUUGCCUGAAUCAGAUGCUAGAAGUGCAUUGGAAUUUCUUACAAAUUCCAUCUUGACCAGAUCGAAGUGA
Messenger RNA from Lizanozyma spartinae, 1461 nucleotides. It is a transcript of the gene COQ1, whose product is annotated as trans-hexaprenyltranstransferase. The transcript is spliced from 2 exons. Bases 1 to 1461 code for a protein of 486 amino acids. Gene Ontology annotation, biological process: ubiquinone biosynthetic process; isoprenoid biosynthetic process. Gene Ontology annotation, cellular component: transferase complex. Gene Ontology annotation, molecular function: prenyltransferase activity. Lineage: Eukaryota; Fungi; Ascomycota; Pichiomycetes; Serinales; Debaryomycetaceae. The record is from RefSeq and is a predicted model, not a curated record.